Ostreococcus tauri is the source of this 801-nucleotide messenger RNA. RefSeq names its product unnamed product. The transcript has 2 exons. The record is from RefSeq and is a predicted model, not a curated record. The coding region runs from base 1 to 801 and encodes 266 amino acids. NCBI's taxonomy places the organism in Eukaryota, Viridiplantae, Chlorophyta, Mamiellophyceae, Mamiellales, Bathycoccaceae.
AUGACGAUGAUUCUCGCCUCCACCGUGCCCCGCGUCGACGGCGUCGCGACGCGCGCGGUGACGCGAGAGGGACGAUCGACGACGACGAGCGCUAAACCUGGUCGCGAGAGCGUGUUCGCGACGAGAAUCGGACGAAGCGAGCGCGUCAAGGCGACGAGAACGGCGACGGUGGUACGAUCGGCGAGCGAUGCGAUACCGGACACGUUCCAGAUGCCGUUCAGACCUUCGCCGAGCGGGUCGACGGGUAAGGGAAAGGGAUUCUUAGAGAUUUGGUUCGGCAAGGAUGAAGCGAACGAGGGUAAGACUCGACCGCCGCCGUACCUACGAAUCCUGGCGUGUUUGCCGUUUCUCAUUCCGAUCAUGGGGACAAUCGCGUUCACGCACAGCGCGUACGAGAUGAUGCCAAUCUUUAAGCACGCGAUGGUCUUCUUCGCGCCGGCGAUGCAGCUCUUUUACGGGAACCAGUUCAUUCCCUUUGUCACCUUUUUCGCGUUGUUUUUGCUCGUCGUGCGGAACGAAAAGAUGCCGUAUUUCGUGCGUUAUUGCACCAUGCAAGCCAUCUUGCUCGACAUCUGCUGCAUGUUGGGGGGGUUGAUCAUGCAAUACAUGCCGAUCUUCGUCAUGGUGAGCGUUUUCGGGGAGUGGAUGGAGCUCUGGAUCUUCGCUAACUCCUUCUUCGCGCUCGGGUACUCCAUCUUCAACGCACUCCAAGGUUUGAUUCCGGAAGCGCCGUUGAUCUCCGAGGCGGUGUAUGCGCAGGUGCAAGAGGCGAGAGAGCAAUUCAUGGAUGAGGAGGAAUAA